Triticum dicoccoides is the source of this 1365-nucleotide messenger RNA. RefSeq lists its product as uncharacterized. NCBI's taxonomy places the organism in Eukaryota, Viridiplantae, Streptophyta, Magnoliopsida, Poales, Poaceae. The coding region runs from base 548 to 1111 and encodes 187 amino acids. The record is from RefSeq and is a predicted model, not a curated record. The transcript is spliced from 4 exons. Gene Ontology annotation, molecular function: protein dimerization activity.
UUGGGGUCCUCUCCAGUGUCCACACCGCUGCCAUGUUUCGGAUCCACACUGCCGCCCCCAUUCCCGAUCCACUCUAGCGCUGCCACCCCUUUUUCCUCCGACGGCUGAAGCUAGCACCACCGGAGCUGCCGUCCUCUAGAUCGUCUCCUCCUCUUCCCCAAUAGCUAGCUCACCUGUGCAGCUGUGCCCUCGCCAUCUCUCCAUCUCCAGCUGCAGACAGCCGCACGGGAGCUUUGCUAGGAGCAAGACUGCCGAUGCCCGAAUACUGGAGCUCGCCGCCGCCACCACUUCAGCGCUCCCUCCAGCAACAACAGAGCUCCGCAACACCUUCCUCCACUACCACAAGAUCGGCACCGCCGUUCCUCCAGGGGCACUAGAUCGACCGGAGCAGUUCGCUCCCGCCACCUCUUCCUCCAGCCGCGCGACAUCCCAGCCGCUCCUUCCUCUAGCAGCAAGCAAGCUGAGGACUAGACCUGCUGGUGCUGCCAUCCCAGCUCCAGAUGUCUGCUUCUGGUACUUCAGGGGAAAAGCCAUUACCAAUGAAGGCAUGUUUGGGAAGGUGGCUGCCACAAAAGCCAUUCCCAAUGAAAAUUACAAUGCUGGGGAGUGGUGGGCAACUUAUGGACUACAAACUCCUAUAUUGAUGCACAUGGCUUUGAGGAUACUCAACUUGACCACAAGUUCAUCCGGAUGUGAAAAAAAUUGGAGCAUUUUUGAACAAGUAGAUGCAAAGAGGAGAAAUAAACUAGAUGUGCGUCGUAGGGACGAUCUAGUUUAUAUUCAAUUCAACGGAAGAAUGCUAGACAAGAGAAAGAAGUACUCAUCAUCUUGUGAUGUCCUCCUUGGUGAAGAUGCUUCCACAACCCAAGAUUGGAUAUGUGAAGAUGCUUACAUUGAUGAUGAGAUGGGGGCAACCGAAGAUGACAAUGCAAUGGAGCCUCAUAGAAGUCUUAGGGUGAGAGAACUACAUGAAGUGGAAGAGUUCGUUUGCGAUGAUGAAUCUGACAUUGUGCCUAUCAAUGAGGAUGAGGUAGUGUUCGAGUCUGAUGAUGAUGGGGUUGGGAUAGAAGAAUCCAAUGAAAAUGGUGAGGAAGACCAGAUGCAACCUUGAAUCCUAUGACAAUGACAAUGUCGGAGUUUUGCUAGCAGCCUAGCACUUUAUUUUGGACUUUUGGUUGUGAGUUGUGAGAGAAUCAGAGAGAAAAGGACUAUGUGCUCAUUGGUGUUUGGCUGUGUUCUAGCAAAGUAGCAAGAACUAUGUUAUUUAUGUUUUCUGGACUUUCUUAUGACCUUGUUAAACCUUGUUUGAACUUUUCUGGACCUUGUUAUCACCGUAUAUGCACUACUGUACUGUACUACUGUCUA